Molecule: messenger RNA, 1323 nt
Organism: Eubalaena glacialis (North Atlantic right whale)
Lineage: Eukaryota; Metazoa; Chordata; Mammalia; Artiodactyla; Balaenidae
Product: MHC class I polypeptide-related sequence B-like
Biological process (GO): positive regulation of T cell mediated cytotoxicity; immune response; antigen processing and presentation of endogenous peptide antigen via MHC class Ib
Cellular component (GO): external side of plasma membrane
Molecular function (GO): signaling receptor binding; peptide antigen binding
Source: RefSeq, a predicted model, not a curated record
AUGGGACAUGUGACAGGGCAUGGCAGCGAGCUGAGAGGAGGCCCCGUUUCCUCCUCCGUCAUCCUCAUCACGGCCUCACAUCACAGCCUCAGCGACAGGCCCUCUAGAAGCUGCCACACAAAAGAUAAAAUCCCCAGGUCCUGGGCCAGCACAGCUAAAACCCCUCAACCGCUGAGGGCCAGGAGGCGGCAUCUCCCGGGGAGAAACAGCGCCACCCAGCGGUCCAGCUCCGCGCGGCUGCCAGGGCUGCUCCUUGUCCUGCCGUUUCUAGCCGGCGCUGCCCUUUCUGUGCUCCCGGCUACCGCCGCUGGAUCACACAGUCUUCAUUACAACCUCAUGGUGCUGUCCCGGGAUGGAUCUGUGCAGUCCAGCUUUUUCGCUGGGGGACACUUGGAUAGCCAGGCCUUCCUGCACUAUGACCGUGAGACAGGCAAGGUAGAGCCCCGGGGACUGUGGGCAGAAGAGCUGGGAGCUGAGACGUGGGACACAGAGUCCAAGGACUUGACAGAGACCUGGAAGGACCUCAGAAAGCUUCUAGCAGAAAUCCUGGCCCUGCAGGAGGAGAAAGGAGGUGUGAAUUCCCUCCAGGAGAUCGUGGGCUGUGAAAUUCAAGAAGACAACCACGUGGGGCUUCAGGCUUCUUACCAAGAUGGGGAGCUCUUCCUCUCCUCUCACCUGGAGACCCAUCGAUGUACAGUACCCUAGUCGUUGGGUCCGACCUUGGCCAUGGAAAUGGAGAAGUCCAGGGACACAGAUGGCUUUCAAAGCAAGUAUUACUGGGCCCACGUGCAGGGAGAGCUUUGUGGAAGACCGCGGGGCUAUCUGGAAUCCUGGACAGGCUUCAGGGAGAGAACAGGGCCCCCAGCCGUGAACGUGACCCGCAGCCAGGACUUGGAGGGCACGGUCAACCUCACAUGCUGGGCUUUUGGCUUCUUUUCCCGGAAUAUCUCAGCGGCCUGGUUUCCAGAUGAGGAACCCAUGAGCUGGGAAGCCCAGCAGUCUGGGGGUGUCCUGCCUGAUGGGAAUGGGACCUACUGGACCUGGGUGACCAUAAGGGUUCCCCAAGGAGAGGAACAGCGUGUCAAGUGCCACGUGGAACACAGCGGGAAUCACAGUGCACACCCUGUGCCCUCUGCCGUUAGCCUACAAGACCUGGAUCAAUGCCAGAUGGAGCCAAGUGACCAUAAUGGCCUCACACAACCGGGAUUUCAGUCCUCGUUGUCAGACCCUGCGUCCAUCAGUUCCACUGGGGGAGCUUAGAAUCUGCUGCCAGAGGCCUGAAUUCAGCUCCCUCUUCUGGUCUUACUAGCACUUUCCCUUUUG